Strongylocentrotus purpuratus (purple sea urchin) is the source of this 4147-nucleotide messenger RNA. RefSeq names its product protein artemis (gene dclre1c). The transcript is spliced from 15 exons. Gene Ontology annotation, molecular function: damaged DNA binding; 5'-3' DNA exonuclease activity. The record is from RefSeq and is a predicted model, not a curated record. Bases 101 to 2440 code for a protein of 779 amino acids. Gene Ontology annotation, biological process: interstrand cross-link repair; double-strand break repair via nonhomologous end joining; protection from non-homologous end joining at telomere. Lineage: Eukaryota; Metazoa; Echinodermata; Echinoidea; Camarodonta; Strongylocentrotidae.
AAAUCGCACUUUUGUUGGAGUGCGGGCAUUUCGAAUCGGGAAUUUUGAUGGAGGAUUUUUAUUAAAUUGUUUGAUUCAAUGAGUUAAUUUGCUGAAGAUAAUGAGCACCUUUGGGGGGUUGAUGGUGGAGUAUCCACAGAUUGCCAUUGAUCGAUUUCAAGGGGAUGCUGUGCUUAGGGCAAGGGGUUAUUUUCUAUCUCAUUGUCAUACUGAUCACAUGGUCGGUCUCAGCAGCAAAAAGUUUGCCGAUAGACUUAAAUGCAAUCCCCACAUUAGACUGUAUUGCUCUGAGGUGACCUAUGAGUUCCUACUGACAGACGACAAGUAUAAGCACCUGCAGGCCAGUCUGUCCUCACUGCCCAUUGAACAGACCAGCACAGUUGCACUAGUGAAUGAGUUCAAUGGCCAGGAAGAAAAGCUAUUGGUCACUCUGCUGCCAGCAGGCCACUGCCCUGGUUCUGUCAUGUUUUUGUUUGAAGGUGAUCAAGGCACUGUCCUGUACACUGGAGACUUCAGAUUGGCCAAGGGUGAAGCAGCAAGGAUGGAACCUCUGCAUUCUGGAUCUAGGGUGAAAGAUAUAAUCAGUGUAUAUCUUGACACCACUUUCUGUGUCCCUGAAGCCAUGUAUAUCCCAAGCCGGGGAGAAUCAAAGGAUGCUCUUUUGGAUCUAGUUGAUAGCCAUAUAAGUAAGAGUGCUGGUCAUAUGGUGAAGCUGAACUGCAAGGCCAAGUAUGGCUAUGAGUACCUCUUUGUGGAGCUCAGCAAGACUUUCAAUCAAAAGAUUCAUGUGUGUGAUACAUUGAUGAAACAGUACAACAGAGUCCCAGACCUGUGCUAUCACUUGACAACAGAGGGCAGUCUAACCCAGAUCCAUGCUUGCAGAUAUGGGCCAUGUUCCCUCAAGAAUGCAACAAACAUUCUUUCAAUCACGCCAAGCACUAUGUGGUUUACGGGUAAUGCCAGGCCAGAGGAUGUCAUUAGAAAGGUUGGUCGUAGAUACAGGCUCUGCUUCUCCUUCCACUCUUCAUUCAGUGAGAUUCGAGAUUUUCUUGGUUAUAUCAGACCACAACAUGUCUACCCAAAUGUGAUUCCAUAUGGCUCAUCAGAGGAAGAAGUUGUAAAACGACUCCAAGACUGUUUGAGAAGUAACAAAAGGGGUGUGAUCCAGGAUCAUGAUGUUUCCAUAGCAACCAACUUCCAACCUUUUGGCAGUUUGAAGGACAUUAGGAAUGCAAGCAGGAAAAGGCAGCAUGCAGAUCAUCAGACAGAAGAGGACUUCCGUCUGCUUUUUGAGUGCAGUCCAGAGAAGCGAGAUAAGAAAGGUGAACCUUCAAGCUCAAGGGGGCAUCUCAAUCAUACCAAAGACAGUGAAGGUAGUGAUUCAAAACUGAAGAAAGAAUCAAGGGACUAUGGAGAAAGGGAAGGAGGAGUGGAUGGGGAGGGUCACAUAUCUGAUGCGUUGCCAUGGGAACAAGGAAAUGGAACCAAAGAAAGUUCCUACAGCUGCACCUUCGCUGAUAGUGAUGGAGUUCUCUCUGAUUCUGAUGAAUCCCAUUCUGGUGCGGAGGGAGAUAAUCAUAGCAAUGACAUCCUUUCCUUCAAAGAUGGACGAACAAAGAGUGUGAAGAAGAUCAAAUGUAAAGCAGGUCACAAAAGUAAUCGUCUGAAGAUUGAGGAUGAUGAUGAGAGGACAAGAGAGGAUCAGUCAUCUGGAAGUGAUGAUGAUGAUGAAGGUUUAGUGGAAGGAGAGAAGGAAGGAAGGCAAGAAGAAGAAUACCAGGAGGAGUCUCAGCCCGUUAACCCUUCCCAAUCCUCUACCAAUGAUGGCAGUAUGGCGCUCUUUUCAGAUGACUCCCAUCCAGGGGACAGCCAGAGGAGUGGAGGAUCACUCUCUUCAACCAACUGGUUGCAGUAUCUACCUACCAUGCAGCAGACUCUAACCAAGACUCCUCCAACUCAGGAGAAAGAGGAUGAUGACAGACUGGAGGUAAUAGGAGACGUUGCACAUAAGGAUACUGGGCGUGGUCAUCAUGAUAACAACCCCUCAUCUCCCAUUCUCAUCAGUGAUGAUGAUGAUGUGAUCGAGUCAGACUCUGACGCAACCCACAUCUGCUCUCAGCGUUCUGUUCGAUCAGAAGGGUCAUCGGUCAAUGACAUCAAGGUCAUUUCGAUGACCCCAAGUAAACACAACCUUUCCCCUGGAUGCUCCUUGAAAACAAGAGGGUUUAACAAUGGUGGUGCCAAUUUGAAGCAGCUGGAGAAAUACAGAUCUGGUAUUGAAAAUGCUCCUAACCAUAGCAGAACUGACACAAGCACUCAACCAAGUAGUGUUGCAAUAGAUAAACUUUCCAAUGUAGGAAGUGGAGGAUCCAGGUAUGACAAUGUUAUUGAAGAUGCUUCUUCUCUAGAGUCUGUGAUUGAGAUAACUAGCUCUUCAUAAUAUCUUCUGUUGAGAUACAGUCAGAAGGGCAUUCAUUCUACACAGUAGGCUUGCGGGUGCACCAUGUGAGGAUCCAGGUAUGACAAUGUUAUUGAGGAUGCUUCUUCUCUGGAGUCUGUCAUUGAGAUAACUAGCUCUUCAUAAUAUCUUCUGUUGAGAUACAGUCAGAAGGGCAUUCAUUCUACACAGUAGGCUUGCGGGUGCACCAUGUGAGGAUCCAGGUAUGACAAUGUUAUUGAGGAUGCUUCUUCUCUGGAGUCUGUCAUUGAGAUGACUAGCUGUUCAUAAUAUCUUCUGUUGAUAUACAGUCAGUCAGUUAACACCCUCCUGGCUGUCAGUAGACACUAUAGAUAUGACGAUUCAUUUACUAGGCUGAUCAAUCAAUGAAUGUGUCCUUUUUGAAGCUCAGCAAUCAUUGCCCUAUAAAUAAUAGAAUGUCACAUUAUUUAUGAUUUUAUUUAUAUUGAGUGGUAUAUUUGAGAGUCACAUUUUUGCCAAAGUAUAUCAAACUAUUCAGAGUAAAAAUAUGUUAUUUAUGUAUUUUUUGAAAUCAUAUUUUGAAUUUGUAUUUUAUAAUUUUCUAUAAUUCAUGAUCAACUAUUCAAAUGUCAUUUAGUGUUAAUAAAUUGCAUUUCAGGUGGACUUUGUAUUCUUUGAAAAUCUUAGAUAAUUAUUUCUCGCAAAGUUCAUUUUAACUGAUGAAAAAAGUACAAGUUUGCUGACAUUUUAAACCUUUUAAACACAAGUUGAUAUCAUAACACAUGUUUCUAUGGGAUGCUGCAGAAGAGGUAAAAUAUAAAAUUGAGUAGGAAUGAACUUGAGGCUGACUCAUAGUGAGAAUGAAUGCUUUUGCUUUUGUUGCAUGAAUGACAGGCACCCAAGAGAAAGUUUAGUUCUUGUAAAGAUACAAAUGUGAGCUUUUUCUUUCUUUUAUGUUAGUGUAGAUGGUUAUCAUUGGAGAAAUGUCCACUGGAAAGACUGCUGAAAUGCUGUCAUAUUCGAAAGAUAGAAUGAUAUAUAGCUGAAAUAUUAGGACCAAGCUUUGAUGCCACUCUGGAUGUAUAGUCCCAUAUAUACAUUUCUUUGUGCAGUGCAUGUGACUUUCAGCUAAACCGAUUCAGUUUAUCAUUUUGAUAAUUUCAAAAUCCAAGGGUAUACACCAAUGUGCUAUAUAAUCAACCUUCUUUAAUUGUUUCCUAGCAGUUUUGUUAACGAUGUACUUAGUUAAUCACAUAAUCAGAACUCAACUUUAUAUGCAUAAUACAGAGAAAGGGUCAUGGAUAGGACUAAUGUUUGGACUAGGGCCAAAUAACAGUGUAGAAUACAACAAAAAAUACCAAUGUGUUAGUAAAUGGCCAGUGGGUGUUUUAAAGGCAGUAUUCGAAUUUACAAUUUAUAUGAAAUCUUUCCACAAUUAUGGAAUGAACGAAUGUGUCUUUCUAACAGAUGACUUAAUAUGUGAAAUUGUUUUACCCUAGUACAAUCAUUCAUUAUCUAUUUUUAAUCAGCUGUUUUGUCCCUAAUCAAUUUUCUAAAGUGAGCUCUUUUUACUCUACCAAAAAAAAUGUAGGGUUCAACAAUUUAUAGUACUUGAAACUGUGAUACUGAUAUGUUACAAUGAAAUUCUGAUAGAUUUAUGCAAUGUAUUCCAAAAUUAUUAUUUUUUAAUGCAAUAUGAGAAAUUAAAAGUGAAGAUUAUUUCUCUAA